Messenger RNA from Erinaceus europaeus (western European hedgehog), 2005 nucleotides. It is a transcript of the gene SMIM3, whose product is annotated as small integral membrane protein 3. The transcript has 3 exons. Bases 557 to 811 code for a protein of 84 amino acids. Lineage: Eukaryota; Metazoa; Chordata; Mammalia; Eulipotyphla; Erinaceidae. The record is from RefSeq and is a predicted model, not a curated record.
GGGAGGGCGGUGCGGGGGGGACACACUCUUGGUCUGCUACGCAGAGAAGGCAGAGCUCUGCAGGCCUAGAUCAUUCCCAGGCUUCCCCGUAGAGGGGGCGGGGAGGCGGGGAGAGGAAGCCCAGCCUUGGGUCUCCGCUGGCUGCAACCCAACCCGCGGGGAGGGGAGGAGCCGAGGGCGCGGCGCCCCCUAGCGGCCACGUGUUCCGGAGCGCGCCGCCCGCGGAGCCUCACAGCUCGGCCUCGGUGCGCGUCUGCCCCGCCCAGGGUUAGGGGGCAGCCCCGCACCACCCGGCGGAACUCUAGCACCCCGACCCCUCCCACCGCCGGAGCCCGCCAGGCAGAGCGCUCCAGCCACCUCUGUCCUGAGAACUUUCCUCGCACCGGACGCCAUCUCUCGCAGCGAGCGAGCGAGCGAGGGCUGUGGGCUUGGACAGCAGCAGAUCCGGGAUGGAUCUUUGUGCACGUGUGAUUUCUGGACCACCUUUUCAUUCAGGCAGAGAGUGAGACACAGAUAUAACAGUGGUGGAGCUUUCUCUAGCACUAUAACAACUUCCAUGUGUGAUGCAGGGGCCUUCAUCCUGGGCUGUGUUCAUGGCAAGGCACAUUUCCUACCUGAGUGGAGCAGCAUGGAUGCUGUUAGCCAGGUGCCUGUGGAAGCUGUGCUCCCCAAGCACAUCUUGGACAUCUGGGUCAUUGUCCUCAUCAUCCUGGCCACCAUUGUCAUCAUGACAUCCUUGUUGCUGUGCCCAGCCACUGCUGUCAUCAUCUACCGCAUGCGAACUCACCCCAUUCUCAAUGGGGCAGUCUGAGGGAUUCCCAGGAAUGGGGGAUGAAGCCAGCAUUCCCCUCCUGCAUUGACUUCUUUAUCUCUCUCUCUCUCUUUUCCCCCAAGAACUCAGCAGGAUACUGGCACAUGGACUCUGAAGCACGACAUGUAAGAGGAGGCCCGAGUUCUGUUUUUGAUCCUGCCAGUCACUGGCCAGCUGUGUGAGUUUGGUCAAGGGAUCUACUUCUCUGGUUCCCAGGUUCCUUACAAACUGAGAAUGAUGAUAUUUGUCCUUUCUACCUCAAAGGAGUAUGAGAAACAAUGUCUUCAUCGAGGUUAGAGCUGUUUGUGAGCAUUAAAGCCAUACAUACACAGGUGUUGUUGCUGAACAUUGAGAAACUUUGCAAAACCUAAGACCCUACUUGGUGAUGGUGGUCAUCAAAAUGGUGAGGGAAACUUUAGGGGCAAUUCAGCCUUUACAAGUGCCUCACAGGUCUGAACAAACAAAGGACACAAUGUUCUCAUUCGAAGGGGCCAGUAACACACUAGUUCUAAGUUUUCUUCUUCUUUUUCCUCUAGCAUUCUGAGUUAGUGGGGGUGGAGGGUGUAUAAUAAGCAUGGCAAAGAGGAAGGUGGUAGGUGGGUGGAGCUUUCCAGAGUCAUCACCAGUUUCUGUGCCCUUGUGUAAUCUGAAGGAGGGCUUUUCCCGUUUCUUGGCAAUGUAAAGGGAGCUAGCUAGGGUAAUGGGCUUCUUUUUGAGCUUGGAGUCUAAUAGCUUUGACAUCCAAGCAGUGUGAGUACAUCCAGGAAGAGCUGAGAUCCCUGGCCAGCUUUCAGAAUCCUUCCCCCUUGCAUGCCCCACACAAUGGAGCUGUGUCUCUCUGCUCUGACUCCUGCUCAAAAUAGCUCCACUGAAUGAAGCACUCUCCUUGGCUCCCUCCCACCAGUGCUGCCACCAACCUAAGACACCCCCUUACAUUUUAAGAGAUGUUUCUUGGACAUUUGGACCUGACACCAAACGAUAAUGGUUAUUUUAGAUGCUAUGAUUUAUAUUUAUCAGAAGAUUUCUGGACCACUUAAGCUCUUCAGCCCAAAUCAGAAGUGUCCUGGGAUUUAUUAAAUUAUGUAAGUGGAUAGUCCAGAAACCUGGAUAUUAUUGUGAGAAAAUGAUGCUUUUACUUUAAUCUAAUUUCACUGAUGUUUAAAACGAAUUUCUAAUAAAGUCUAACACAAAGCA